Ceratitis capitata (Mediterranean fruit fly) is the source of this 2615-nucleotide messenger RNA. Its product is annotated as RNA polymerase II elongation factor Ell-like. Gene Ontology annotation, cellular component: transcription elongation factor complex. The transcript is spliced from 2 exons. Gene Ontology annotation, molecular function: cis-regulatory region sequence-specific DNA binding. Bases 356 to 2305 code for a protein of 649 amino acids. The record is from RefSeq and is a predicted model, not a curated record. NCBI's taxonomy places the organism in Eukaryota, Metazoa, Arthropoda, Insecta, Diptera, Tephritidae. Gene Ontology annotation, biological process: snRNA transcription by RNA polymerase II; positive regulation of transcription elongation by RNA polymerase II; transcription elongation by RNA polymerase II.
UCCUUGAUAAUUUCCUGAAUUAAUAUCAGGCAAACGCAAGUGAGGAUAUCGUUGAGGUAAGCGCAAGUGCGGCCCGCGCAAUUUCGGUUAUGCAAGAUGGCCGCCUGCGCACAAGGAUAUAAAAAUGGGUAAGCGGCCGCCCUAAUGCCAGUCUUUGACAACACAGCACAACAAGCGUUAAGCUAGCGAAUAAUAAAGCAAACCAAAAAAAAUAGCAUUAAAUCAGAACCAGUAGAAAUUCAUAGCGAAACUUGAAGUUUGAACUGUUUAAGAAAGCGAUCUUCAUAAAGAGGCACACAGAUAUUCACAUACAUAGAUUUUGAGGAAAAUAACAACAGCAGAAGAAAUUAAAAAAAUGGAAGGAUCUAAAGUCCAGAACAACCGACGUGAAAAGGCCGCUGCUGAUAAUGGUGGUAAGAGGACAAUCGAAAAGCGAGCCAACCAAAAUCUUCCGGUUUCAUCUGAAAGACCGUCUUCAUCUACCACGUUGGCUAGUAGCAAGAAUGCAAAGAUUGACCCUGCCGCCAAGAAAUCCGAUAAGUCUCGUACUUUCACCGCUGUAAAACAGCCAGGAAUCCGUGAGCGGAUCAUCCAUAUAUUGGCUGUAAAACCAUUAUCAAAGUCGGAUCUGAAAUCACGAUUAAUGAAGGAGGGCAUAGCACGCGGCGACCAGACAGUGCUUACUUCCUUCCUCCCGUUGAUUGCGAGAACCGAAGAUAAUCUGUACUACCUCAAAUGCCAUGUAUGGGAUGAUGUGAACGAAAAUUGGCCAUACUACACCGAGGAGGAGCGGAAGAAAGUGACGUUGAGUAAGCGUUUUAGUGCGGCUUCACCAGUGACUGGACCUAAUGCGACCACCACCAGAGUUACUGGGUCAAAUGCGGAUGUUAAACUCAACCAAACACCAUCCUGUGGGACGGCAUCAGUAAGCCGCAGUAAAGCGAAUGCAUCUAGUAACGGUUUAAAACGACUUCGGGGCGACCUUCCAACUAUAAAUUCAAAGAAACCGAGACUGAGUGGUGAACAGCGAUUACCUCAGUCUUCAGCCAGGCCUCAGGUUGAGUCCAAUGCUAGAAGGCCUACCGACCAUGGAAGGCACUCAAGCCUUCUAGUGGACUCGGUGAAGUCGGCACCUGAAGCAAGCGUGCCCAGCAUAAUUUCUGGCGACCUACCGAACCUACCGAUCAUUACGGAUUUUGAUGAUCAAGAGCAGAAAAACCAAAACCAGAAACUUAUCCGUGGCAGCAACAAUGUCUUAAAGUCUUCGAACAAACAACCAUUACCCAAUCCGGUGGCAGCCAGAACAAAAUUUGACGAAAGUUGCUUCAUCAGAAAACGCACCAAUCCUGGAAGGCACUCGAGCAUACAUCGCAAGAUAAAUCACGUAACCGAAGGUGGUCACUCCGACAGUAAUGUCAGAUUCCUAUUUCCAAAUGAUAAGGUCUCAACAAAUGCUCAGGCAUCAGAUACACGUCUAAUACAAGAGCCGAUAAAGCAAACGAGCCAAGCCAAUAUCAACGGACGACUUUCGGAAGACCCGCUUUUACCCCGCAUCGAUGAACCCGCAGAGUCGACGAAAUAUUCGGUAGACCUUCCAGUCAAAGCACCUAGAACAGUAGCAAGAAUUCAUGCACCAAAAGCAAGCGUAAGCAGUAUGAUGACUGAUGCUGCUCCGCCCUCGAUGUACCACAGUAAACAGCAACAGCAACAGCGAGAACAACCAGAACUUCAUCGGUCUCUCAAAGACGUUGGGACAAUUGAGUUUUUACGAUUCUUGUCAUGCAACACGGAAUUCGAGAAAUAUGGAGACCUAACUGCCUACCAAAUGCUAGAGAAAAGGAACCCGAAGCUUACCGAUGAGCUGCCAGUAUUUAAUGCCGGCGAUUACCCACCAAUAACCGAUGAAUGGCAGCUAUGUAUAUACCGCUCGGAAUUCCAAAGUAUUGAGGAGGAAUAUAUGAAUUUACAUGCCGAUAUUACAGACUUAACGUCGAAGUUUUGGUGUCUACGUGCUGAAUUCUUGGCUACUGAGGAGCACGAUAGGGAGUUCGAUGAUGUUAAAGAGCGAUUCCUUGAAUGCUGUAUUAAAAUAAUCGAAGAGGAAGGACUAAAACGUAGAGCGAGAUUGGAUUAUUAUCAAGAUAUGCGGGAGCACCUGUCUCUACUUAUCGUAGAUUUUGAAGACCCCGUGUUGGGGGUUGAGGUAAAAGAGCAGUUGCUGGCUGCAAAGGAAAAAGUGAGAAAUUGUAUAAGGAGCACCAACGUCGUGAACAUCAAUUUUCUUACUUGGCCACUGAUAGAGUAACGGUGGAACGUGGAGCGACAUCCAAAAAGUAAACACAAUUGCAGAGUGUCAUUCACCGACACCGAUCUGGACGGUUCGUGGAUAGUGGUGGAUAGUGAUUUCGACGAUUAAAACAGCUACUAAUCGAAAGACUGGGAAUAUCUUCAAACGGCUCCAGGACCUCAGUUCGCAUUGACCAUGGUUCUAUCUGACGAUGCUUGGGUUAUGGCCUCAAAGCUCAAAUCCCAGAGCAGAUGAAUUUCUUAUAAGUACUUACGAUUUUCUAUUUUUAGUAAAUUCAUAUAGAUUUGUAUUGUACAUGUUUAAAAAA